UUAAACUCAAGAUGUUGAUAAUUAUCACUUUGCACGGACACAGCUAUUGUAUUGUAUUACAUAACUUAAGAUCAUUAAGUCAUAUGAUAGUUUCAGAAAAUAUAUUAUUGGCAAAAAUCAUAUUCGUAUCUCAAGCAUAUUUGGAUGUAAUAGUGAAUCAAACUUUCGAAACAACGUUAAAGAGAACAGAACAUUAUUUUGAAAUACUAGUAGUUAUUUUUGAAAUGCAUAGCAUGAAAAAAAAACUUGCAUCAUUUCUCCACAAUGAGAAAAGCAAAUUCCCUAAUGUGGUUACUCUGAAAACAGAAACAUCGAAAUCAAAAAAGUUCACAGUGUUUCUUGAGUCACGGCAUCCGAGAAAGCUAAAAUUUGCAAAAAUAGAAGUAUUGGAUGUAACGAAAAAUGAAGACUCAAAGGAUCCAUCAGUCGAGGUGUUGCGAAAUACAUUACAUGGCCGAAGCUUCCUGUUUCCAGUUGACUUCCCUUGUAAUGUGACACCAAUAAACAGGUCGUUCAGACGGCAAUCUUACUCUUCAAUAUCCGAGGUGUGUGACUGCAUUCCUAACGUGCUUCUCCUAGAAGACGAUGCGGAACUCCCGAACGUAACAGAAGACGCAUCAACCUUUCGUCCGAAGGGCACUCGUUUAAGCGUUAUUGACGUUCGCCGUGACGAUAAAAUGAUAAAAAUGAUGUUAAGUGAUGAACAGAAUGACAAAUUUCUCGUUAAAGAGAACAAUCCUCUUCUUUUCACCGCAGUUUUGCCGACAAGGAAACUCAAACUGGAGGAAUUUCUCAAAACAUCGCGAUUACCGCGUUUGGUAGUUUUCGACGCCAUUCCUCCUGAACGUAUUGUAACAGAUGAUGCAAAUAGCGUUGCACUAAUCAAGGCAGCCUUCAAUGGAACAGUCAGAAUCAAGGAAAUUGUGGAACAAGAUCUGAUAAUUGGCUGGGUCAAGGAUGUGAAAAAAUCAAAACAUGCCUACAAAUUGCUUAUAAUACCGGCUUCUUUAGCAACUAACAUUGUGUGUUCCGAAGUCAAAGGGCCGGUAGAGGGAGACAAAGAAAAACUGAUACUUUCGCAUUUUAGUCUGUGCUCUUUCGAGAAAUUGAUACAAAAUCGGUUAUUUUUACUGAAUCCAGACAUGAAAACAUUAACUGAUAUUAACCUAACGAUCAACGCGUUCAACCCCAACUUGCAGGCCGAUCCUGUCCGUUAUCCUGAAAUAGGGAAAAUGGAAACUAGGCAAGCACAUAGUAAGGAAAUGGGUCUCGACGACAAGACCGAAGCGGGCAGUGACAGUACAACUGAGCAAUGGAAGCAAGGGCAACAUGCUGACGAAAAAGGUAUCGACGAAACGAUCAAAGCGGGUAGGGACAAUACAACUGAGCAAUCGAAGCAAGGUCCACAUGCUGACGAAAAAGGUAUCGACGAAACGAUCAAAGCGGGUAGGGACAAUACAACUGAGCAAUCGAAGCAAGGGCCACAUGCUGACGAAAAAGGUAUCGACGAAACAAUCAAAGCGGGUAGGGACAAUACAACUGAGCAAUCGAAGCAAGGGCCACAUGCUGACGAAAGCUCAACUUUACUGGAUGAUGUUCUGAAUGGGUGCACUUGGCAGGUCAAAGAAAAGUUAGAUGUAAUAUGUGGAAACACGAGAAUACCAAGUUAUCACGAGCAAAGUAACAUCAUGUCCGCUACAGAUGCGUUGGGAUCGGAAGACGGGGGGGGUGAACGUGUAAAUGUACAAACCGUCCUUGCAGGGGAACAACAAUGAUAUGAUAUUACAUGUAAACGUUACUUUUACUUUUAAAAGCGCUCGGUAUGAAUGAACGUGAUUGUAACUUCGUCAAUCACAAACGCGUUUCCGUUUGCAACCAAUUUAGGUCCUUGGUUAUAUGAUCAUUUAGUUAUGAAACCUUCUUGUGUAAAAUAAAUAACAUGUAUUUAAUUUUUA
Molecule: messenger RNA, 1955 nt
Organism: Mya arenaria
Lineage: Eukaryota; Metazoa; Mollusca; Bivalvia; Myida; Myidae
Exons: 3
Coding region: 12-1775 (587 amino acids)
Source: RefSeq, a predicted model, not a curated record